Molecule: messenger RNA, 1609 nt
Organism: Pleuronectes platessa (European plaice)
Lineage: Eukaryota; Metazoa; Chordata; Actinopteri; Pleuronectiformes; Pleuronectidae
Product: keratin-associated protein 10-9
Exons: 6
Coding region: 74-775 (233 amino acids)
Source: RefSeq, a predicted model, not a curated record
CUGUAGAGUAUAUAAAGUGCCUCCGUGCAGAUGAGAGGUCGUAUAAGGAAUCUACUGAACUUACCUGUUCAUCAUGAUGAAGCUGCUUCUUUCUCUGACUCUCAUCUGGGCGCUCUCCAGCACAGGUGAAGCACUUGUGUGUGAAACUUGUACAGAUGUUACAGAUGCUGCCUGUUCAACCACAGCAGCAGUUCCAUGUCCCACAGAAACGAUGUGUAUCACAGCUUCCAUUCAAGCCGUUUCAUCUGGGACUCCUGGACAGCAAAUCUACAAGGCCUGUGCCCCCCCCUCCCUGUGUCCAGCCAUUGGCUCUUCUACAUUUUCAGUUAACUUGGGUGUUUCCAGUGCACUUGCAAAUGCUACAUGCUGCAACGCAGACAGCUGCAACUCCAACACCCCACCUUUACCUGAGGUUCCAGCAGUUAACAGUCUACAGUGUCACGUUUGUAACCCCGUCACCUCUGAUUGCAGCUCUUCAGUACAAUGUAAGGGAACAGAGGAUCUCUGCUUUCAAGCCAGUGUGACAAAUACGGGCGUCACUUCUCCAGCUUUUGGCUGUGCAUCUACAAAUCUGUGUGCAGCUGCUGCCAGCCUGCGGUCACUGCCUUUCAUGCAAGAUGUUGGUACCAUUACCAGUGGACCAGUCUGUUGUGGGACUAGUUUGUGUAACACUACAACAACGACUACUACAACAACCACUGCCAGUGAUGCCUGUUGUGUCAGAAUGGGAAUGCUGCAUCUGCUGAUUGGACUCCUCAUUUUCAUCCUAUUUUAGAUUUCAGAACAAAAAUGGAUGAACCUUUGAAUCCACUGGAAGGACUCUGAGAUAACCUUUAGAAGUCUGGUCUUUGGUUUACUUGGUGCAAUCUUUGAUUGGUAGUCACACAGAUUAUAAAAUACCUAUUUAGUCAAAAGGGGAUAGGGACUGGGUGAAGUUAAAGUGAGCUAAGUCAGCACCAAUGAUAUAGACACACGCACACAAAACUUUAACUUAACUAUUAUUAGAUUAGUUAACCUAAAUUUAAGUGAAACAAAAAAAGCUUCACAGGAACAUUCUCACUGGGGAUUUUUUCCCAAAUCUGUGUUUAUAUUUGAAGUGGAGUGAAUACUGUUAUACAUUUGAUCUUUUUUAACCCUUUUUGAAAACUAUCAUACAUUAUUUAAAAAUAGUAUAAUCCUAAAUUCUGGUAUAAAUUAAAGUCACAUUUCAGGAAAAAAUUGUCAUCUCAUUAACUAUUUAAAUUAUUUAAAAGCUUUAUCUCAUGUUUUUUAAUUUUUUCCAAAAUUCAAUAUUAUUUGAAACUCAUAUAUUGAUGCCAAUGUGACUCAGUACAGGUGUUAGAUUCAAAUCUAAUAUAAUACCAUUGUUUCUUUCGCCUCUCUUAAUUUAAUUAUUAAUAUAUUGCUUUUUCUUCAGAUUUUACUCAUGGUGAAAAUGCAAAAAAAUUAUUGUUGUGGUUACUGUUUUUUAUAUGCACAAAUUGGACUUUCACCUUAGAAUGAGGCCACAAAAGACGAAAAUUAUGAUAAAUGUGUUUUAUUACACAAAAGAGGAACAUAUUUACGGUGUUAUAUGUUGUAAUCAUUCAUUAAAACCACUCAAAAACAA